AUACAUUCCGCGUAAAUACGUCUUUUGUAAAUAUGUACACAUUUAGUGCGUUGGAGUUUUCCCCUGUAGGAUUGUCUUGUUGUGGGAUCGCAGAAUCGUUGCCACUCCUAAACCGAUCCAGCUCAGGAUGCGGAAACUUUGUGUUAUGGGGAUGCGAAUGUUGGUCACCCGUUGGAUGGACGAAAGAGGAACGAUCAAGACGAACGUUUCUUACUUGCUGUUGGCGAACUGGUAUUUUUUUUGCAGCUGAUACCACCAGUAUGACUAGAUUUCCAAAAUGGUAAAGGUGUUACCAGUUUCGUUGGCCCCGGAGCAAAGUCCUUUAGAGGCAUCUUUUAGACAUCACAACAGAAAACCGACGCCCAUGACCGCCAGAUUUGUUGGAUGCGAUUACUGUCAGAUCAUAUGUCCUAGACACGGUCCAUAUAGACACAAUCUAAGACUGUUACCAGGCAUUGGCUUUCGAGUUAGCCCAGCUUUGAGUCAAGAACCCAUGUCACACAAAAUUCCGCGGAAAAUACGUUCAGUGCUGUCGAAGUGCUUGUUGCGAUAGUCAUCGAAGUUUCAGUAUACCUCUAAUGGAAGAAGUAGUUCGUGUGGAGUGCAUGUCAGGUUGAGGAACGGUGAGGAACACAAUUCGCAGGUGAGUCUAUCGAGGAAUACAAGUCGCUAGCAUUUCGUCCCAUGUUUACCGCAAAUUUCUGCUUGAUAUAUAAGACCACCAAGAUGGAAUUCGUGCUGAGACUUGGACUAACAGUAUAUAAAUAUCAUCUCUGUACGACUCGUGCUCCAUUUCUAUGUAACACAGGAGAUGCAUUGAACCGUCUACACGAGGGGUGAAAUAACCUAAACGUGAAGAAACCAACAUUUUGCGAAGAUUGGACUUCUCCCAGUAAUGUAUUUAUCCACUCGUUUAUGUAAUAAGCGGGGUACAUUUAUACAGUUAUUGGAUAUCUGAC
Messenger RNA from Marchantia polymorpha subsp. ruderalis, 959 nucleotides. Lineage: Eukaryota; Viridiplantae; Streptophyta; Marchantiopsida; Marchantiales; Marchantiaceae. The record is from the annotation of a GenBank genome assembly.